CCCCGAUGCCGGCCUGUAACCCGAGCUUUUAUUUCCUGGUGGCUCCUUUAAGAGGCAGAGCUCAGUGCUGGGAAUUCACGUCAGUUUCUGCACUGAAACUCUCAAGAUCAAUGAGCAAAGAGCUUUCUCAGUUCUGCCUUUCAGUUUCUCUCUUCCAGGAAGGAAAACAUUCGAGAGAGCGAGGGAGAGCGGCGGGAGGGCAGGGGGCGGGGGCGCCGGCCGCGGGUGGGAGGAGAGAGCGGGAGGCCGGCCGGGCUGCGCCCCGGGUCGCCGCGCCGCGCCGCGACCUGCAGACCCCGCCGCCGCGCUCGGGGCCCGGCUCCCACGCCCCCGCCGCCCCGCGCACCCAACUCCGCCGGCCGCCCCGCCCCGCCCCGCGCGCUCGCAGACCCCCGGGGCGGCUGCCGGGAGAGAUGCUGCAAGAAACUUCUUAAAUGACCGCGUCCGGCUGGCCGUGGAGCGCUUCUGGGUUGGGGAGAGGAAAGGAAAGUGGAAAAAAACUGAGAACUUCCUGAUCUCUCUCGCUGUGAGACAUGUCUGAGACUCCUGCUCAGUGUAGCAUUAAGCAGGAACGAAUUUCAUAUACACCUCCCGAGAGCCCAGUGCCGAGUUACGCUUCCUCGACUCCGCUUCAUGUUCCAGUGCCCCGAGCGCUCAGGAUGGAGGACGACUCGAUCCGCCUGCCCGCGCACCUGCGCUUGCAGCCAGUUUACUGGAGCAGGGAUGACGUAGCCCAGUGGCUCAAGUGGGCUGAAAAUGAGUUUUCUUUAAGACCAAUUGACAGCAACACGUUUGAAAUGAAUGGCAAAGCUCUCCUGCUGCUGACCAAAGAGGACUUUCGCUAUCGAUCUCCUCAUUCAGGUGAUGUGCUGUAUGAACUCCUUCAGCAUAUUCUGAAGCAGAGAAAACCUCGCAUUCUUUUCUCACCAUUCUUCCAUCCUGGAAACUCUAUACACACACAGCCAGAAGUCAUCCUGCAUCAAAACCAUGAAGAAGAUAAUUGUGUCCAGAGGACCCCACGGCCCCCAGUGGAGAACGUGCACCACAACCCCCCCACCAUUGAACUGUUGCACCGGUCUAGAUCACCUGUCACAGCCAAUCACCGGCCCUCUCCCGACCCCGAGCAGCGGCCCCUCCGGUCCCCCCUGGACAACAUGAUCCGCCGCCUUUCCCCGGCCGACAGGGCCCAGGGGCCGAGGCUCCACCAGGAGAACAACCACCAGGAGUCCUACCCCCUGUCAGUGUCUCCCAUGGAGAAUAACCACUGCCCGCCGUCCUCUGAGCCCCACCAGAAGCCGUCGAGCCCCCGGCAGGAGAGCACCCGUGUGAUCCAGCUGAUGCCCAGUCCCAUCAUGCACCCCUUGAUCCUGAACCCCCGGCACUCCGUGGAUUUCAAACAGUCCAGGCUCUCCGAGGACGGGCUGCAUAGGGAAGGGAAGCCCAUCAACCUCUCGCAUCGGGAAGACCUGGCCUACAUGAACCACAUCAUGGUGUCCGUCUCCCCGCCCGAGGAGCACGCCAUGCCCAUUGGGAGAAUAGCAGACUGUAGACUGCUUUGGGAUUACGUCUAUCAGUUGCUUUCUGACAGCCGGUACGAAAACUUCAUCCGAUGGGAGGACAAAGAAUCCAAAAUAUUCCGGAUAGUGGAUCCCAAUGGACUGGCUCGACUAUGGGGAAACCAUAAGAACAGAACAAACAUGACCUAUGAGAAAAUGUCCCGAGCCCUGCGCCACUACUACAAACUAAACAUUAUCAGGAAGGAGCCAGGACAAAGGCUUUUGUUCAGGUUUAUGAAAACCCCUGAUGAAAUCAUGAGUGGCCGAACGGACCGUCUGGAGCACCUUGAGUCCCAGGAGCUGGAUGAACAAAUAUACCAAGAAGAUGAGUGCUGAGGGAACCAAGCCACGGCCUCAGCAGGGGGCCGGCAGCCGGGGGUCCCCUGCCCACGAGGGCCCUGGAGGCGUGGCAAGCAGGCGGGCUGAGAGCUGAACCGGAAGAGACCCGGGAGUGGGAGUGACACUUGUCUCGCAUAGCGGGAGGGUCCCCAGAGCACCUUAGACAAACCACCCAGCGAAGGCAGGGCUGGCAUUCUGGCCGAGGGCACGAGCCUGGGACUCCUGGUUCUGUUUUCUCCUCAUGUGGAACCUCUCCAUCUGUAAUUCCUCACCCUCACCCGUCCACCUAUUGUUAAUUUCAUGGUGUUUCUUUUUUUUUGUUUUGUUUUGUUGUGGUGUUUUUUUUUUUUAAAGACCAUGCAGUUUGACUUUUCAUCAUUCAUACAGGGGAAGACAUCCGAGGUUGUUUUCCUAUGGAAAUAUAUAUCUAUUAUAUAUAUCUAUUUUUUGCAAAUCUCACAAAGUGCGGCAAGCCCAGCUGGUCAGGAAAGAGAACACUUGCAAAGGGUUUCAGGUUCCUCUUCAGCCUGCCACGUAGAUCAGAUUUGUGCCUGUUAAUAUUGGGUCUUGGCUGGAAAAAAAAAAAAAAAAAAGAAAGAAAGAAAGAAAAAAAAAGAGGCUUUUAAAAAAGAUAAAGUGAAAAGGAGAGCUUUUUCUCCCUCUCGCUCUUUCCUUCCCGGCCUCCCGUCUGUCCUCCCUCCCCGCCUCCUGUUGAGGUUCAGAUGCCUUUUAGCAGAAUUGUGCCUCUCCUGGAGUCCUGAGCAUUACGGACGCCCAAAGGCCAUCUGUGGCCUGGGUCCUUUGCAGCCGGCGCUGCCAAAUCAAACCCACAUCCCGGCAUCUGGCUACCUACUGGAGGGAGGCCCCAGACCUCGCAGGUGCUGCGGUCCUCCAGGAAGAGACAUGCCAGCCCAGCGGGCUGCCCCCACCCCCAAACCCUACUCCCACCCCGACAUGGCUGCGAGAACCCCAGGACUUGGUGGCUCCUCGGGAAUGGAAGAUUCAGGACAGAAGGCGGCUGCGUCAUUCAGAAGGCCCCAGCAUCAUGGGAUUAACUUGCAAGUUCUGCAAGGCAGAAAAUACAAAAAGACCCCAAAGGGCCUGAUGGUCAGACACUAGGUGGAAAUUGUGCUGCAGGGGGGGAUCUGUGCUUCCAGGGCAGGUGACUGAGGCUAGUGAGCGAGAAGGUCUUCUCUGUUCCAUCCAGAGGCCAUUUGUAGUCAGUUUUAUGCCCUCGCCUGCUUUGUUUUGUCUUUUUUCCCAAUUCCUAGCCUUUUUUUUUUUUUUUUUUUUUUUUUUAACUUUUCCUGGUCCCCACAAGAUCCAGGGCAUUUGAGAGGGAGGGCCCUGAUGUACACAGCCACUUGCUCCCGGUGUUCGCCAGGCCAGGGCAGACAAGAAACUCCUCAGACUCAUUACCUAUUUUGUUUCUUCUUCUUUCAUAGCUGUGUUUCAGACUGGACCCAUUUGUGGCUCUUUUUCACCUCUAAAUCAGGUCCGCAGUAUCUUGUAAAAUGAGGGAAGUGCCACCCCAUAGUACUUUUGAUGAUAUCAGAUAUAUUUAGAAAGCUGUUUUAGGAGAGCUUUUUUUUAGGGUGUUUUUUUUUUCCUUGUCUUGCCACCUGGAUUGACUCUCCCAUUUCCAGGUUCAGAAUCCAAUAUUAGGAUGACAGUCUUUUUUAAUCCUAAAGAUUAGACCCGCCUUACAAAGCACCCCCCUCCCUGCCCCAUUCCUCUGUUUCCUCUACUAACUCGGGUGAGCACCUCACACUCCCAGCAUCACCACUGGCAGCACUAGGGGGAGGCUGCCAGAGCCCUGGGUGUCUCCCCAAGCCACUUCUGACUACGUCAGGCAGGUGGGGGUUGGAAGAACACAGGCAGGAGGAAUUCAACCCCACCCGUACUGACAAGAACCCCAGCCUGGGGAGAAGGAAGGACAGACUGACUGUAGGUCGGAGGCACCGGAAUCAGGGAGCCCUUCAAAGCUUUUCAUCUGUGCUCUGUUCCUGCCUCUUAACGAACCGCAGAUAGAAACGUGGCUGUAGCCAGCCUCCUCUGCUGUCACACACUCCCCCCAACUCUACCUUCCAGAAGGUUGGGCUUGCGGUCAAGUCAAGGACCUGCUGUGUGAGGCUGGAGGGUCCACUGAUGAAGGAAGGGUAUGGUCUCAUCUGCUUGAACGAUGGUGAGAUUCAGCUGGCCCCAGCAUGCUACAGAUACCUUUCACGAGCGGUCACUCCAGUCUCUACAAUGACCGGUGUUGGCUCACACCUGGAGAUCUUAAGCCAAGUAUCUGGUGUGUUGUGAAGGCUGUUGAGUGUAAGCGCUGGAGAGAGAGGGUGCAUUUUGACUGAGGCCCUUUAUAUGAUGAUGUAACCAGAGACAGGACAUGGUGGGGCUCUUCCCUAAGGUUAGAACAUCUCAUUCUGAUAGAAGGACCCGGGCUUUCACUGUUUGAAGAAUAUUACAGUUGAAUUAGGGAGGGAAAUUCCCAUUGGCCCCAAGGAUUUCUGUAUUUAAAGAAUACGUAGGACAGGUUGACACCUUCAGUCGCUUGAAGAAUAGAAGGUGCUAAUUCCAAUAUGAUCUUCAUUUCCCACCCAGAUACAUUCCCAAUAAGAGUUUUCUGUUGACUCCCUUAAAUUAGGCAAACGUCCUUCUCAUUGCUUUGAGCUAACAAGUGGGCAGUGCUGACACCAGAGACACGGUGCUUCCACGCUGCUGACCCCAGGGAUGCCUUAGGACAUGCUGACCCUGCUUCGGAUGUCGCGAAGCACCUGAUAGACCCUGGAAGGGAUUCAGAGGAAUCGGGCACAGUCCCGGCCCACCGAGAGCGUCCACUCAACCUGUAGACUCUAUCCAAGCUGAAAUUCCUUACUUCAACACCAAGUGCUGGGGCUGAUGGCACGUUCACCUGGGACCACGUGAAAAGUAUGUCUGUGACUUGAAUAGUUGGCCUUUCCCUGCUGCUGUCCCGGGACUGCUUGGCUUAGAUCAGAAAUCGAGAAAGGGCUCUGCAGAAGAGCACCGCAGAGCAGGGAAAGCUUGCUUCAUCUGUAUUUGGGGGGGUCACUCUCACUUGUAUCUCCAGCUAGAAAUUCUCUAGCACCUUCUCUGGCCUGCAUCUUGGGUUCACCACGUUGCCUCUUCUCCAUCAAAGGAGGUCAGUGGCUAUUGGCUGGACUGGCCAUGUGGCAGAACAGUCUCUCUUUCUGUCCCAAGGCAACUUGGUCUCUUGCCUGACGCAGGGUCACCAAUGUCCUGAGUCCUUUCUUUUUUCCUUCCUCUUUCUUUCUUUCUUUCUUUCUUUCAGGGGGACAUCCCCACAGAAAAAGGGGAUAACAGACUGAUGGAUUUUCUCCUCUCAACAGUGUGUUUGGAACCCUCUUACCCAGGGUCUUUUUACACUGGUGUCUUGCCCAAAUAAGAAUGUAGCUUUAGCUAAACCUUCAAUGGCUAUGACAGGAUCCACCUAAAUGACUAAGUAACUACUGUUUCCACCUUUCACUGUCUAUGCUCCAAGUCAGUACAUUUUUGAAACAUUUCACUCCCUUCUCCAGAAGGGAGACUUGAGUGUCCAGGAGGUAGGAUGGUGCCCUGGGAGCAGACAGCAUGCCAGGGACAGAAUGAGGAGUGGAAUCCAGCCUGGCCAGACCCCCACUGGACCCAUUCCCACCCAAGAAGUUGCAG
This is a messenger RNA of Mustela lutreola (European mink), 5585 nucleotides long. It is a transcript of the gene ETV6, whose product is annotated as ETS variant transcription factor 6. The transcript is spliced from 8 exons. The record is from RefSeq and is a predicted model, not a curated record. Gene Ontology annotation, cellular component: nucleus. NCBI's taxonomy places the organism in Eukaryota, Metazoa, Chordata, Mammalia, Carnivora, Mustelidae. Gene Ontology annotation, molecular function: sequence-specific DNA binding; DNA-binding transcription factor activity, RNA polymerase II-specific. Gene Ontology annotation, biological process: cell differentiation; regulation of transcription by RNA polymerase II. Bases 534 to 1892 code for a protein of 452 amino acids.